Molecule: messenger RNA, 1502 nt
Organism: Mugil cephalus (flathead mullet)
Lineage: Eukaryota; Metazoa; Chordata; Actinopteri; Mugiliformes; Mugilidae
Gene: asrgl1
Product: asparaginase and isoaspartyl peptidase 1
Exons: 7
Coding region: 81-1010 (309 amino acids)
Molecular function (GO): asparaginase activity
Source: RefSeq, a predicted model, not a curated record
UAUCCCGGAUAUGCUAAACCGGAAGGAGACGCUCACCCGGAAGUUUCGUUUUCUCCGUUAUAUUUUGGUGACUUACCGGCAUGUAUCCAGUGGUGGUGGUCCAUGGCGGGGCGGGCCACGUCCCAAAGGAGCGGGCAGAGCUCGCCACCGCGGGUGUGUGUGCCGCAGUGCGGGCGGGUUACGCCGUCCUGCAGGGAGGAGGCAGCAGCAUGGAUGCUGUGGUGGAGGCUGUGACCCAGAUGGAGAAUAACCCCUCCUUCAACGCAGGCUGCGGGUCAGUGCUGAACAUAAAGGGGGAGGUGGAGAUGGAUGCCAUUGUGAUGGAUGGGAAAACUCUGGGAAGUGGUUCAGUGUCCUGCGUACGCGACAUAGCCAACCCCGUCCAGCUAGCUAGACUGGUGAUGGACAAGACCAGUCAUGUGUGUCUGACGGCCGAGGGUGCCAAUCAGUUCGCCCGGUCCAUGGGAGUCCCCGAGGUGCCGAUGGAGUCCCUCAUCACAGAGUACGCCCGCAUGCGCUGGAGAAAGAACCUGGCACCUGAUGCCAACCCCGUGGAGUGCCAAAUGGGUAAAAUGGGCACGGUCGGAGCCGUUGCAGUGGACAGUGAAGGCAACGUGGCCUGUGCGACCUCCACUGGUGGAAUGCUGAACAAGAUGGAGGGUCGAGUGGGCGACACGCCGUUAAUAGGGAGUGGAGGUUAUGCUGACAAUCAGACAGGAGCAGUGUCAACUACAGGCCACGGAGAAGCCAUCAUGAAGGUUACACUGGCCAGACUCAUCCUGUUUCACAUGGGGCAAGGUCAGACUGCAGAGGCUGCCAGCGACCUGGGCCUGGCCUACAUGAAGUCCAGAGUGGGGGGGCAGGGUGGGGUGGUGACGGUGGACCCCCAGGGCCACUGGGCCGCUCGCUUCUCCAGCCAGCAGAUGUGCUGGGCUGCAGCCCAGAGAGACAUCCUGCACCACGGGCUGAACUCUGGAGAACACCUCACCCAGAGCAUCGUUCCUCCCUGAGAGGAAACAUCUGACUUCAGAUCAGUUUAUAUAAAUUAAUACCAAUCAGAUCAGAUACCGUCCAACACGCUGCUUUUUUCUACGCAUUAAAACACAAUUCAUAGAGUCAGGAUGGAGGAUUGUGUUCUAGUUUCCUGAUAUGAUUGAAAGGAAAACUUAUUUUGUAUGAGAUUCCAAUCUAUUAACCUGCUAAUCAAUCUAUAGAGAAAGAUUAAAAUAAAAUAAAUAAAUGUUGAACAAAAACAAGACACCUUAACAGAUUCAUGAAAUGAAAAUCUAUCUAUUUUUUUAAUCUAUUUUUUAAUUUUAUUUCACGUGAUCUUUAAAUGUUAAUGCAUGCAUAUCAGUUUAGUUCUUAUAUUUUGUGAUCAGUUUACAUGAAUGACCAGUUCUGCUACAACUGGAAGCUGCACUAAAGUUUGUGAUGAUUCUGAGCCUUUGAGACAGGAAACAAAGGCUAACAACAAUAAAUGUCUUAAAUUUCCUAACAGA